This is a messenger RNA of Schizosaccharomyces octosporus yFS286, 2307 nucleotides long. Its product is annotated as ferric reductase transmembrane component. NCBI's taxonomy places the organism in Eukaryota, Fungi, Ascomycota, Schizosaccharomycetes, Schizosaccharomycetales, Schizosaccharomycetaceae. The transcript has a single exon. Gene Ontology annotation, molecular function: ferric-chelate reductase activity. Bases 281 to 1999 code for a protein of 572 amino acids. The record is from RefSeq and is a predicted model, not a curated record. Gene Ontology annotation, cellular component: plasma membrane. Gene Ontology annotation, biological process: iron ion transport; copper ion import; intracellular iron ion homeostasis.
GCUUUUUAUUGACCAUAUACACGUACAAAACUGAGGUUUCCUUUUAAUCUGGAAUCGUUUUGACGACAAUUGUUUACGUACUGCUGACAGCGGUAUGGUAAACGAGUGAAUUCAACAUCAAACGAAAACAGCUUUUUCCGGAUUCACAAAGCAGAUUUCAAUGUAUAUUACUCUUGACUUUCUUCCCUUUGGUUGUCGUUCAUUUUGCGAUUAUAUUCACUUGAGUGUUUUUACCUAGUUUGUCUUAACGAUAUCUGUGCCUCAAUAGUUCAACCAAAGUAUGGCUCUUACGGCUCAUCAUAAGUACGCUAUUAUUUACUUAUUCCUGAUCAUUGGACUGCUAGUACUGUUUGGGCUUCUCUUCUUAGUGGAACGUGGCCGAAUUUGCUACAAAUCGUGGCAUACUAAGAAACAUGUGGAAAAAAGUGCCAAGGAGCAGAAUUUAAUUGAGAAAAUUUAUCUUUGUGUUCGAAGCUAUUAUUAUUAUACGGUGAGACAGAAGUGGCUGCGUACCUUUAUAGUUAUAUCAGUCAUUUGCGUCGUAAGUAUUCCCUUUAUCGGGGAAGAGACUCCUAAAGUAGGUUCGAAAACAAAGAAGAAUUGGAAUAGAAAUUCUGUUUGCUCUCGUUUUGCCUAUCUAGCCUGUGUGUUAUAUACCGUAACAUACAUCUUUAGCCUAAAAAACAAUCCUUUUGCUUUAAUGUUUCUGACUUCCCACGAAAAGUUGAACUACAUUCAUCGUCGCGUAUCCAUAUUUGCAUUGCUAUUUGGACUUAUUCAUGGAAUAGGAAAUAUAGGAAUUGCUGUUGCCGAUAAUGCUCGAGACAGCCUGGCGGGCGGAAUGUACCCAACAGGAUACGCAAUUCUAACCUUCACAGUCGUUUUUGGGGUAAGCAGUAUUUCUUACAUUCGGAAGUAUUGUUACGAAUGGUUCUUUAUUUUGCACCAUCUUUGCAGUAUAGGGCUUUUAUGCACGAUUUGGCUUCAUAGUGAAAAUGCCGCCAUCUAUAUGAAGGUUUGCGUCUCCGUAUAUGCAUUCGAUCGUGGUUUGCGUAUCCUUCGAAGUUGUUUGAAUUUUUCCACGUUUCGAAUUUUCCUUUUAGAUGAUGAUUUGAUUUAUAUGCGUGGACGCAAACCAAGAUCUUUAUUUUUUUUCUUGCCCUGGGCAGCUGGAAAUCAUAUCUACUUGAACAUUCCAACUCUUAGUUACUGGCAGUUACAUCCCUUUACCAUGCUGAGUUCGCCUGGUGAUGAUUACGUUGAAAUGAUGGUUGUAGUACGGACGGGUUUCACGAAGCGUCUUGCUGAUCGUGUCUAUAAACGAGGGUCAAUUAAACAGCUUUCUCUUUCGAAGGAGGAGGAGGAGGAAGAAAAGAAACUUGAUUUAAGUGGAUCUUCCGAUAAAAGCCAGCUUUCUGAAGAACGCUCCUCUUCCUGGUCCUGGUGCCCUGUUUCCAUGGAAAUGCCCAGUCACCAAAUGACAGUGUUACUAGAUGGACCCUACGGCCCUACGACAAACCUAUAUAAAGAUUAUUCCAAUGUACUAUUUCUGUCGAGUGGUGUAGGUAUAACUUAUACUUUACCGAUUUUAAAAGAUAUUGCUCGAUGCAAGUCGUCGGCGCUAAAAGUGAAAAGAAUCACAUUUGUCUGGAGCUGCAGAUCAAAACCGCUUCUAGUGGCCAUAUUUAACUUUUUAAAAGAACUCGUCAAGAACGAGACCCAAAUUCAACUAGAUAUUACGUGUCAUUAUACCAAUAGUUACUCGUAUAAGGAGAUUCCCGAUAUUCAAUGCGUCUCGGGUAAAAAUGUUUUUCUUCAAGUGCUGGACGAUCGUCCUCAUUUCGUUCACUAUCUAAGACCAUUUCUAGAAAGAGCGCAAGGACAGACUGCUGCCAUUGCGACGUGUGGUUCAGAGGGCUUCUUGAAACACGUGAAAAGUGAUAUAGGAUCUUGCACGACAAUUCUCGAUGAUUUGUUUCAGCACUAUGAGGAAAUCUAAAAUUGGUUUUGAAAACGAUAACGUGAUGCUCUCUUUCCUUAUCGAGUUUACCCCCCUCCUUGCUAUUUAAGCAUUUUAUUUAUGGCUUAUUAUUGUUUGCAACGUUUUGUUGGUGAACGCUGUAUGUAUUUUUUUAAAAUGUUUUUACAAACGUCCCAUUUAAUAAUGGAAAGGUUAUUUAUGAACCAACACCUUCCGUCCCCUCUCAGUUUGACAGAAUUUAUAGAACAAUACCUAAUGAGCAAUAAAAAAGCUUUUACGUCUGAAACAUACUGAUACGCUCGCCGAGCAAAAACGAUAAACUCGAA